Molecule: messenger RNA, 934 nt
Organism: Leptosomus discolor (cuckoo roller)
Lineage: Eukaryota; Metazoa; Chordata; Aves; Leptosomiformes; Leptosomidae
Source: RefSeq, a predicted model, not a curated record
AUAUGUAUCUAAAACUGGAAGAUGUGACCCGUAAGUUUAAUAAGCCUUGCAUAAUGGAUGUAAAAAUAGGUCAGAAAAGUUAUGAUCCGUAUGCUUCAGCUGAGAAGAUACAGCAGCAGGUCAGCAAGUACCCGCUGAUGGAAGAGAUUGGCUUUUUGGUACUUGGCAUGAGGGUUUACCAUGCCUCUUCUGACAGCUACGAGACACAAAACCAGCACUAUGGAAGGAGCUUGACAAAGGAAACAGUAAAGGACGGCAUCUCAAAGUUUUUCCACAAUGGGUACUGCUUGAGAAAAGAUGCAAUAGCUGCCAGCAUUCAGAAGAUCGAAAAAAUUUUGGAGUGGUUUGAAGGCCAGAAGCAACUCAACUUUUAUGCAAGCUCAUUGCUGUUUGUUUAUGAAGGUUCAUGUCAGGCAACAACCGUGCGGUUGAGUGAUGUCACCUUGGCGGAGAAGAGAGGAGUGCCCAAAGGACUGUUAUCAGGUGAAGACAUACUGGAGUAUAAUAAUAAUAUUCAUGUAAUAAAUUCUACAGAGAAUGGAAAAAUCGAGGCAUCUGUAAGUAAAGGCUUGUCCAAAUUUUAUGCACUUCACAAAAAGGCGUACUCGAAGAGGCACCACAGUCAGCUCUCACUAAAAGUUGAAAACUUGGAGCAAGGCAACGUGUGGAAAAGCAGCACGUGCAUUACACAGGAGCAUCUGAACGGAAAUGUUAUACCCCAACUGGAAAAAGUUUUCUGUCACAUGCCAGCAGAGAUCAAGGAAAGCGCAAACGUAGAAGUCCGAAUGAUAGAUUUUGCUCAUGUGUUUCCUAGCAACACAAAGGAUGAGGGCUACAUUUAUGGUCUGAAGAAUUUAAUCACAGUACUUCAAAAUAUUUUGGAUAACUAAAUUCUUUGCUAUGUUUUUUACUGGGGGCCAAUGAUAAAGAGGAG